AUGGCCACCGCGUACACCGCGCUCAGACUUACCCCUCCGGAAUCAAGCACUCUGACACCACCCGCACUCUACCAACACCCCGAAGUAGAACACACAUACGAACCAUACACAUACGCCUACCCACCCAAUUCCAAACCCCCCGCACCCGCACCCUCCUCAUCCAAACUACACACCGCACAAGCCCGCGCCGCGCGCCGCAGCGUCGUGCUCCCAACAUGUCUCACCGCCACGCUCAUCCUCGCAAGCCUGCUCGCGACGACCGCCGCGCUCCUCACAUACCUCUGCGCGUUCAACGCGUGCCGCGUGGUCCCUGCGCGGCGUGCGCUCGUGAGCACCGCGCCGCUGGGCAGGGUGUUGACUAUUACGCAGGUGACGUCGCAUGUUGCGCCUGUGUCGGUGCCUGUUGUGAUGGGCCUGUUUUCGUACUUGUUGGCUGCGGGGUGGCUGCGCUCGAGCGCCGUGGUAAAGGAUGGUGAUGCGAGUAAUGGGAAUGGAAAUGUGAACAGGCCGACUCCUAUGCAACUUAGCUUGUUGAUGUCAAUAUGCAACGGCGCGAACCUGCGCCGCGGCGCGCUGCUCGUCUCGGUCAAAUACAUGUUCAGCCGACGCCCAUCCGACGCGUCCGCCGCAGCCACCGAGCGUGAAGCGCGCGCGACGCCACUGCUCCGCCGCGCGGUGGUCACGCUCGGCUCGCUCCUCGCAACGUCGUACCUCAUCGCCGCCGCGGACACAUGGCUGCACGCGAGCAGCACGAGCGUCGUCAUCCCAUCCAGCAUCCCAUACACACCCACCGCUUCCUCCAACUCCACCAACCCCAACAAUAACGCGCCAUCGCAGCCCGCCUUCGCACGCGCGAUCAACGCAACGAUGUGCGCUGCUGCCGCCUCCAGCGCGGCGGGCUACCCCGACACGCUGAAGCAGAUCGUCACGGGGUCGUGUGGCGUGCUGAGCAUCAAGAGCACAGGGAGCGGCCGCACGCUCGCAGAGGGCAUACGCGUGCUCACGAACAACUCGGCGCUGCACAGCGUCGCGUUCGCCGACGACCAGACGGCUAUAUUGGUCCCCGCGAGCAUCCCCCCGAACGUCACGUAUCAGGCGCGCACGCUUGGUGUGCGCACGCAGUGUGCAACUGGGUUUUUGUGCUCCUAUAGUAUACUGCAGGAAUUUGGUGUUGACUAUGGGUCAAGCCCUUUCAGUACAGGUGAAGUGGUCACCUCAAACGCGUAUCUCGAUCCCGACCAGCCUCUUGACACAUUCAUAGGGAACACUGGCUGGUUCGUACACGGGAACACGGGCGCCUGGAACGUCGUCGUCUGUAACACCACCGCACUAGACGUAACCUACACCUACCACCCCCCCUCCUCUUCGUCCUCUUCCCCCGGUGCACAGUUCAUCAUGCAACACGCCUCGCUCGCCUCGACCACCGACACCCAACACAUCAUGGCCGCGGCAUUCGCCGGCCAAACCACCGCCGUCUCGCGCGCCGUCGACGGCGCAGGCACGAUAGACGGGCACGGCGGUGUGACGUACGAGCAGGUGUACGCGCUGCAGCUCGCGCGGUAUGCGCUUGCCGCCGGUGGCUUCAUGUAUGAGCCCCGCGAGGUCGAUUUUAUCCGUCUGCAGGACGAUAUUGUCGGUGCGGAGCUGCAGAUCGCGGCGCUGGCGCUGUUUUUGGCUGCGGUUCUUGUAUUUGCCUGCCAGGUAAUAUGGUACACUACAAGCAUCAUUAUCCACACAUCACGCACCCGCUUCGUCGGCCUCGCAGCGCUGCAUCUCAGCAACCCUCUCACGGCGGUGCAGACGUCGUACGGACGCACCGCGCCGGAGAUGACUUGGAAUUCGGACGUGACAAAGCGGUUUGGAGUCGAGACGGAGCGAGAUCGGUUGUGCGUGGGACCGGUGUAUAUGGGCGAGUUGGACGAAAUGGGGUUGGGAUCUGAGGUGUUUGCUGUGACGAGGGGUACGUCUGGCACCACCCCACUACCGUGCUGGGCAUGCUACAUCGCCCUCCUGCCCAGUGUCUACUACAUCACAAUAAAUACGCCUAUACGCGCCAAACGGAUGAAUGAGUAA
Molecule: messenger RNA, 2073 nt
Organism: Psilocybe cubensis
Lineage: Eukaryota; Fungi; Basidiomycota; Agaricomycetes; Agaricales; Agrocybaceae
Exons: 7
Coding region: 1-2073 (690 amino acids)
Source: RefSeq, a predicted model, not a curated record